Molecule: messenger RNA, 10643 nt
Organism: Callithrix jacchus (white-tufted-ear marmoset)
Lineage: Eukaryota; Metazoa; Chordata; Mammalia; Primates; Cebidae
Source: RefSeq, a predicted model, not a curated record
GCAGGAAUUUCUGGGAUGGGCAGAUGGCCCACCCCCUCCUCCUCCUUCCCCAAGCCGCAGAGGGUAGGGCAGGGAAAACCUCCGCGACUUCCCCGCGCCCCAGCCCAGAGCCCCGAGUGUCGGUUCACUGUGGCUGCAGGGGUGGCGGAGUGGGUCUCCAGGGCCGGGGGCGGCGGGGGCCCUGGAGGGGUGGGGCUCGGAGGAGGCUGCGGAUCCGCCUCCGCGCCGCAGGGCCGGGUGUUUGGGGCGCGGCUCGGGGCUCCCGGGACGUGUGGCGCCCGGCGAGCCCAGUGGUUAGCGAUGCUGCAGUCGCUGCUGCUGCUGCCGCUGCUGCUGCUGCUGCUGAGGGCACCGCGGGGCUGCGCCGAGGGCGUGGCGGAGCCGCUCUCCCCGGAGCGGCUCCUGGAGUGGCGCGGGUUUCACCAUGUUGCCCAGGCUGUUGUUGAACUCCCAGGCUCAAGUGAUCCGCCCACCUCGGCCUUCCAAAGUUCUGGGAUUGCAGUCAUGCGCCACCAUGCCCCGGCUGAAAACAUCAGACCAGAUAAAGGGAUAUUUGUUAUCCAAAGCGAGAGCCUCGAGAAAUGCAUCCAAGCAGGGAAAUCGGUACUGACCCUGGAGAACUGCAAGCAAGCAAACAAGCACAUGCUGUGGAAAUGGGUUUCAAACCACGGCCUCUUUAACAUAGGAGGCAGCGGUUGCCUGGGCCUGAAUUCCUCCGCCCCAGAGCAGCCGUUGAGCUUAUAUGAAUGUGACUCCACCCUCGUUUCCUUGCGGUGGCGCUGUAACAGGAAGAUGAUCAUGGGCCCGCUGCAGUACUCCGUCCAGGUGGUGCGCAAUAACACUGUGGUGGCCUCACGGAAGUAUUUUCAUAAGUGGAUUUCUUAUGUGUCAGGUGGUGGAGACAUUUGCGAAUAUCUACACAAAGAUUUGCAUACAAUCAAAGGGAACACCCACGGGAUGCCGUGUAUAUUUCCCUUCCAGUAUAACCACCAGUGGCAUCAUGAAUGUACCCGUGAAGGUCGAGAAGAUGACUUAUUGUGGUGUGCCACGACAAGCCGUUAUGAAAGAGAUGAAAAGUGGGGAUUUUGCCCUGAUCCCACCUCUGCAGAAGUAAGUUGUGAUGCUAUUUGGGAGAAGGACCUCAAUUCACACAUUUGCUACCAGUUCAACCUGCUUUCAUCUCUCUCUUGGAGUGAGGCACAUUCUUCAUGCCAGAUGCAAGGAGGUGCACUAUUAAGUAUUACAGAUGAAACUGAAGAAAAUUUCAUAAAGGAGCACGUGAGCAGUAAAGCAGUGGAGGUGUGGAUCGGUCUCAAUCAGCUGGAUGAACACGCUGGCUGGCAGUGGUCUGAUGGAACGCCGCUCAACUACCUGAAUUGGAGCGCAGAGGUAAAUUUUGAGCCGUUUGUUGAAUAUCAUUGUGGAACAUUUAGUUUGCUUAUGCCAAGUGCCUGGAGGAGUCGGGAUUGUGAGUCCACCUUGCCAUAUAUAUGUAAAAAAUAUCUAAACCACGUUGAUCAUGAAAUAGUUGAAAAAGAUGCUUGGAAAUAUUAUGCUACCCACUGUGAGCCUGGCUGGAAUCCCUACAAUCGUAAUUGCUACAAACUUCAGAAAGAAGAAAAGACCUGGCAUGAGGCUUUGCAUUCUUGCCAGGCUGAUAACAGUGCAUUAAUAGAGAUAACCUCAUUAGCGGAAGUGGAGUUUCUUGUAACCCUCCUUGGAGAUGAAAAUGCAUCAGAAACAUGGAUUGGUUUGAGCAGCAAUAAAAUUCCAGUUUCCUUUGAAUGGUCUAAUGACUCUUCAGUCAUCUUUACUAAUUGGCACACACUUGAGCCCAAAAUUUUUCCAAAUAGAAGCCAGCUGUGUGUCUCAGCAGAACAGUCUGAGGGACACUGGAAAGUCAAAAAUUGUGAAGAAACACUGCUUUAUAUUUGUAAGAAAGCAGGCAAGGUACUCUCUGAUGCUGAAUCAGGAUGUCAAGAGGGAUGGGAGAGACAUGGUGGCUUCUGUUAUAAAAUUGACACAGUCCUUCGAAGCUUUGACGAAGCUUCCAGUGGUUAUUACUGUCCUCCUGCACUUGUAACCAUUACAAACAGGUUUGAACAGGCUUUUAUUACCAGUUUGAUCAGUAGUGUGGUGAAAACGAAGGACAGUUAUUUUUGGAUAGCUCUUCAAGACCAAAAUGAUACAGGAGAAUACACUUGGAAGCCAGCAGGGCAGAAACCCGAGCCGGUGCAGUACACACACUGGAACGCACACCAGCCCCGCUACAGUGGUGGCUGUGUGGCCAUGCGAGGAAGGCAUCCACUUGGCCGCUGGGAAGUGAAGGACUGUCAGCACUUUAAGGCAAUGUCCUUGUGCAAGCAGCCAGUUGAAAAUCGGGAAAAAGCAGAGCAUGAAGAGAGAUGGCCCUUUCACUCCUGCUAUUUGCACUGGGAGUCAAAGCCUGGUCUGGCCAGUUGCUUCAAGGUAUUUCAUAGUGAAAAAGUUCUGAUGAAAAGAACAUGGAGAGAAGCUGAAUCAUUUUGUGAAGAAUUUGGAGCUCAUCUUGCAAGCUUUGCCCAUAUUGAGGAAGAGAAUUUUGUGAAUGAGCUCUUACAUUCAAAAUUUAAUUGGACAGAAGAAAGGCAGUUCUGGAUUGGAUUUAAUAAAAGAAAUCCACUGAAUGCUGGCUCAUGGGAAUGGUCUGAUAGAACUCCUGUUGUCUCUUCAUUUUUAGACAAUAAUUAUUUUGGAGAAGAUGUGAGAAACUGUGCUGUUUAUAAGGCAAACAAAACACUGCUGCCUUUACACUGUGGUUCCAAACGUGAAUGGAUAUGCAAAAUCCCAAGAGAUGUGAAACCCAAGAUUCCAUUCUGGUACCAGUACGAUGUACCCUGGCUCUUUCAUCAGAACGCAGAAUACUUUUUUCAUAACUUUGCCUCAGAAUGGUCUAACUUCGAGUUUGUCUGUAGCUGGCUACACAGUGAUCUUCUCACAAUUCAUUCUGCACAGGAGCAAGAAUUUAUCCACAGCAAAAUAAAAGCGCUAUCAAAGUAUGCUGCAAGUUGGUGGAUUGGACUUCAAGAAGAAAGAGCCAAUGAUGAAUUUCGCUGGAGAGAUGGAACGCCAGUGAUAUACCAGAACUGGGACACAGGAAGAGAAAGAACUGUGAAUAACCAGAGCCACAGAUGUGGCUUUAUUUCUUCCAUAACAGGACUCUGGGGUAGUGAAGAGUGUUCAGUUUCUAUGCCUAGUAUCUGUAAGCGAAAAAAGGUUUGGCCAGUAGAAAAAAAGGAAGAUACACCUAAACAACAUGGAAUGUGCCCCAAAGGAUGGCUAUAUUUUAACUAUAAGUGCCUUUUGCUGAAUAUCCCAAAAGACCCAAGCAGUUGGAAGAACUGGAUGCGUGCUCAACAUUUCUGUGCUGAAGAAGGGGGGACCCUGGUUGCCAUCGAAAGUGAAGUGGAGCAAGCUUUCAUUACUAUGAAUCUUUUUGGCCAGACCACUAACGUGUGGAUAGGUUUACAAAAUGAUGAUUAUGAAAAAUGGCUAAAUGGAAAGCCUGUGGUAUAUUCUAACUGGUCUCCAGUUGAUGUAAUAAAUAUUCCAAGUCAUACCACUGAAGUUCAAAAACACAUUCCUCUAUGUGCCUUGAUGUCAAGUAAUCCUAAUUUUCAUUUCACUGGAAAAUGGUAUUUUGAAGACUGUGGAAAGGAAGGCUACGGAUUUGUAUGUGAAAAAAUGCAAGAUACUUCUGGACACAGUGUAAACACAUCUGACAUAUAUCCAAUCCCUAAUACCUUAGAAUAUGGAAACAGAACUUACAAAAUAAUUAAUGCAAAUAUGACUUGGUAUGCAGCAAUAAAAACCUGCCUGAUGCACGGAGCACAGCUGGUCAGCAUCACAGACCAGUAUCACCAGUCCUUCCUCACUGUUGUCCUCAACCGGCUGGGAUAUGCCCACUGGAUUGGACUGUUCUCCACAGAUAAUGGUCUUAAUUUUGACUGGUCUGACGGCACCAAAUCCUCUUUCACUUUUUGGAAAGACGAGGAGUCAUCCUUCCUUGGUGACUGUGUUUUUGCUGACACCAAUGGACGCUGGCAUAGCACAGCCUGUGAAUCAUUUCUGCAAGGUGCCAUUUGUCAUGUGCUCCCUGAAACAAGACCAUCUGAACACCCAGAGUUGUGCUCAGAAACAUCUAUUCCCUGGAUAAAAUUUAAAAGUAAUUGCUACAGUUUUUCUACAGUCCUAGACGGUAUGAGUUUUGAGGCUGCUCAUGAAUUUUGCAGAAAGGAAGGAUCUAAUCUUUUAACAAUCAAGGAUGAGGCUGAAAAUGCAUUUCUCCUAGAAGAGCUGUUUGCUUUUGGUUCUUCUGUCCAGAUGGUUUGGUUGAAUGCUCAAUUUGAUGGUAACAAUGAAACCAUAAAGUGGUUUGAUGGAACUCCUACAGACCAGUCAAACUGGGGCAUUCGGAAGCCAGGCACAGACUACUUCAAGCCCCAUCAUUGUGUUGCCCUGAGGAUCCCUGAAGGAUUAUGGCAGCUAUCCUCAUGUCAAGAAAAAAAGGGCUUUAUAUGUAAAAUGGAGGCAGAUAUUCGCACUGCAGAGGAGCAGCCAGAAAAAGGACCAAGUCACAGCAUAAUUCCUCUUGCGGUAGUACUGACACUGCUAGUCAUUCUGGCCAUUGUCACACUUUCCUUGUGCAUAUACAAGCAGAAUGGUGGCUUCUUCAGAAGACUUGCAGGGUUUCGGAAUCCUUACUAUCCUGCAACCAACUUUAGUACAGUACAUUUAGAAGAAAAUAUUCUCAUUCCUGAUCUUGAGAAGAGUGAACAAUAAUAAUGAGGUCAGAGAAUGCCGCAGCCAGCGGCUGGAGUGCAAACUACCUUCAUUGGAAGAUUUAUCUCAUCUGUUCCCUGACUAUUGUCAAAGAAUAUGCUACAGAAAAAGUCUGGUGAAAACAAAGUGAAGAGCAUGUUGCUAAGAACCUAACAUCUUAUGUUAUCCAGAAGAAAGUCCCAAGACUUGAUUUAUCUUAGAUUUCCAUGUGAGUUGUGGGCAUGAGUAUUAACAAGCUUAUUUAAACUGAAAAAUGAAAUCAGAACUUUUCUGAAAAUUUUUUUUUAAUUUGGCUCAUUGGUUUGACAACAAGGAUUGACUUUACCAAUUAAGUUUUAUGGUGAACAUUUUGUAUUAAUUUAAUGAACUAAAUCUGCUCCUCUUGUGUUCUGAUUAAAGCUUGUAACAUGAUAAAGACAUUUUAAUAGAAAAAUAGUAUUGACCAAACUAUAAUGAAUUAAUAUUUUACUUUUCCCACCCUUCAUUUGUAUAUCAGGUAAAGCGUGGUGCCUGUAAGUGAAAGAGUAAUAGACAUAAUGAACAGUUAUUUGAAAAGUUUUAGUAAAGCCUUUUAGUUUUAUGUCUAGUAAAUUGACAUGAAUCAUUCUAAUGACUGGGUAACAAAUCAUUUUGCAAAUAGCAUGUUUCCAGUUCUUUGCUUUAAGGAAAACUGAAGGAGGACAUAACCAAGCAGCUAGUUGAUAGAUAAUAAAUCAUUACAUCUAUUUAAUGUAGAAUCACUGUUUUUUGGCAACUGGGAGAAAGGAAUUCAAGUAAUAGAGGGAUAUUGUUAUAACAAACGUCAUUUUAUUCUCAUCUACUUAUUUAUAUCAACAAAGUUUAUAUGUUAGACAGGAUAAGUUAGAGUAUGCUGUGGAAACAUCCCCUGUAAUAUUAAUGAUUAAAAACAAAAGUCAGAAGUUAGUUUCUUGGUCAUGUGAAGCCUGUUAUGAUCAGGACACUUGCCUCCAAGCAGUAACUCACAGAUCCAGGCUGUGUCCUACCUGCAGAACAUGGGCCUUCCAAUGCUGCCAUGGCACUAGAGAUCUGUUAAGUUCCCAGGUUUAGGAAGCAACACGUGGCACUUCCACUCGCAUGUCACUGGCUGGAAUGAGUCACAUGACCUAACCUAACUGAAAGGAAGUCCAAGAAGUCUUCUGCUUUGUGUGCUCAGGAAGGAGAGGAUAACUGACUGCAGUUAGCACUAGCAAUCUCUACUAGAGUUUCUCAGCGGGUAUAUGUACAAAAAAAGAGAACAGAAUUGAUGCUGAACCUUGAUGCAUACUAGCAAUUUUUAAUUAAUACUAAUUAAUUUUUAUCUAUGAUACAUCCAUUUCAUUAAGAGAUCCAUUUGCUAUCAUUUUAGUUUGACAUAUACUAAUCUUAUUUUAAUCUCUGUACCAUAUUUAUCUUGUUCUGAUCAAUUGCAUACUAACAAUAAUUGGAAUGACAACUCAAAAUAGAAGAAAAUGUAUAAUACAUAGAGCCUAUGUUCACAGAGACUUCUUAAAAAAUAAUUUUAAUUUAUAUACAUAUUUUUACUGCAGCAAAAUAUGACAAGGUAAUGAAUAAAAUAUUUCACAAAUAAAAGUAUAUUUCAUUAGGAUAAAAUUCUGUGGGGGAGUUGGAAUGGAAUUACAAGAUUGAAAGAAAGUAAUAUCUCUGACUUGCUGAAGAGGUUAUUUGUGUGUAUUUCUAUUUUAAAAUAGAUUAUGAUAGAAUUCAAAUUGUUGUAGUGUCUCCAGUCAAAGGAACUUAGGCUUCUUGAGAAAGUCGCUGAUUCCAGGUCUAUGGUAGGAAAAUACAACAUGAAACUGGAAUAUCUUGUGAUGGCAGAAAAUAAGGAGGUGCUCACAAAAAGAUGGGGCAUAUCUGAAGGGUACAGGGACAACCUGAAGGAGCUCCCCAAUGGAAAAGUGGGAACAAUUGGUGCAAAAAAAAUUAUAAUACCAGAUUAUAAUCCAUAAAAUAAUUAUCCAACAAAUAUGGAUAUUUAUUGUAUGGGUUAUAAUCCAUGUGCCCAUACUGAUGUAAACAAUUGAAUGAAUGUCCAUACUAAUGUAAACAAUUGAAUGAGUGAAUGAAUGAAUGAAUGAAUAAAUGAAUGAAUGAAAAGGAGAGAAGUAACAGUUCUUCUCUACAGUAGAAUUCCAAUUACUAAAUGUAGAAGAGAUGGAAGAAACAAAAAUCUCUGUUAGGAAAACACAACAGUAAUAACUGUUGUUGGCAAGAUCUACCAGUUGGUGCUAAAGUUAAUGGGUGAAUGUUUGAGGAAAAAACAAUAUUUGCAUAACCUUAGAGUAUUUCCCCCAAGAUAAUCACUAAUUACAAAGGGAAAGUAAUAACUUUACAUUAGAGAAACUUCUUUAAUCAAGGGAUCAAGGUUAACAGAAACAGUAAUAAGCCACAUCAGCAUCAUGUACCCCCUGGUAUGAUGCAUUGAGAAGGUCACAUGACUUCUUUGGUAUCCUCCCCAAUAUGCAUAAUCUAAAUUUAAUUAUGAAAAAACGUUAGACAAAUCCAAGUUAAGGAACAUUUCACAAAAUAAAUGAUCACUUCAAAAAUGUCCAGGUCAUGAAAGAUAAGGAAAGAUUGAGGAAAUGUCAAGGAUUGGAGACACUAAAGAGACAUACCAACGACGUGCAAGGUGAAAUCCUAAAUUGGAUCCUGGAACAGAAAAUGGACAUUAUGGGGAAAUGGGAAAGCGAAGUCUGUAGUUUAAUUAAUAGUAUUGUGCCAGUAUCAGUUUCUUUGUUUUGAUCAUUGUACCAUGGUUUUGUGAGAUGUACCAUUAGAACAAGCCAAGGGAGGCUGUACAAGAACUUUCUGGAAUAAAUUGGCAAUUUUUCUAUAAACCUAAAAUUGUUUCAAUAUAAAAAGUUAACGUUUUGCUAUGAUAUUAGGUUCCAUUGGAUAUAUUAAAAUGGUGGCAAGGCCCUUUUAUUUUUAAACAUCAUGAGUAAUAAUAUUCUGAAAAUUGCAUCCUAAUUAUAAAAAAUGUUGGCUGUCAACUUAGAAGUUUGUGAAGUGAUAUGCCUUCUUUCACAAUUCUAAAUUUAUAUGUAAGCCAAAAAGUUUGAGGACUACUUUCUCUUUUUUCUCUCCUGUCUCAGAUGAGAAGCAGGGCAAAAUCCUGUGUGUCUCCAGCCUACCUAACACACCAUCCGCUUCAGCAUUAGGACCCAGACACAUCUUGCUGCAGGCCACGCUGACUUUCAUCUGCUGCUCGUUUUAAUCUGCAGUCUUCUUUUGUGUCACUUCCCUAUCUCAUCAGCACUUCUAAUUCUCAUAUUCCUGCUUAUCCCCUACAACCUUAUACCUUAGUAUUAAUAGGGUAUGGCAGGGAAAAACUCACUUAGUUUCCAUUCUAUUCUUAGAGAAGAAAAAUUGGGAGACAUUUGCAAAAUGGCAUGUACAUCAGAAUUAUUGCCAACAUUUAUAAGAAAUUUUGUAGGGAUUAUCAAGAUACAUGGUUGAAAUAUUUAUUCCCUCUUUCCCUACCUUUCAAGGAUUUAGAGCAGGGGUUGGCAGGGCCAAAUCUAGCCUGCAGCCCAUCUUGAAACUAAAGUUAUUGGAACACUGCCAUCCCCAUUCACACACAUAUUGAGCAUGACUGCUUUCAUGCUUCCAUGACAGAGCUGAGUGGUUGCAACAGAGACCGAAUGGCCUACAAAGCCUAAAAUAGUUACUUUCCGGACCUUGCAGGAAGUUUGCCAACCUUUGAUUUAGAAAGUGAAAACCUAAAUGGGGAAGUCUUACAUACUUUAACGUAUCUUAGCAAGCACUGUUAUGUUAAUGUAUAUGGGCAGCACCUAAAAUAUAUUAAUAAGCAAUUCUGGUCAGUAAACAUUUAUUUAGAUCCUACUGUGGUCCAGAAAGUGUCCUGUACUCUGAGGCUAUAAAUAGUGAUAACCCCCCAUCUCUUCCCUCAUAGAACUCAGUCUUGGGGGAGAGGAAUAUGUAAAUAAUAAGUGCAAUACAAUGUGACAUAAAUAAUAUCAAGAGGAAGAGAAUCAGAGAAAAAGGGAGGGGGGCUGAUUAAUUCUGUCAGAAGUAGAGAAGGGCUUAAUAAGCAAUAUGUAUUAAACUGUAGGAAAUGUUAGAAAAAACAGCUUUCUUUAAUAUUUUUUGAGCUAGAAAGCAAGUUUUUAGCUUGAAGUCAAAAUAUUUUUAGAGAAAAAUUUUAAAAUAUGCCUAAUAUCUGAAAUUCUGGAUUUAAAAAAGUGAAAAUUCACAUGUGCCUAUAAUACCUAAUGAUGAAUUCUAAUUGCAGAAAAACGCCAGUAACUAAGACCACAAAAUGAGCCCAGUGUAUACCGGUGACCUUCUUUACUCAGAGUUAAUUAACACAAGCACUUGUUUCUUGCAGAGCACUUUGCUGUAAUUUAGAACAAAUUAAGGGAAAAAAAUCAUUCAAGUGCUGUUUUCUGCACACCAUGAAGUAAGCAUGAUGGACCAAAGUUAACUCAUUUAAAAUAUUAUUAUCCAUUUCUUGUAAUUAUGAAAAGCAACACCAUCUUUUUUCUUCAAAAAAAGACAUCCUGAUCUAUGCUGUUUUCAACUUGUUUCCUGUGCUUCUAUUUAUUAAUGGAAAUUGAUUUUUCAAGAUUAAUAUAAAACGUGUUACCAUUUCUCCUGUUAAGUCUCUUAUGUAUAUUAGAUUUUAGGUAUAUGUUCCUGGAUAUUUUUCCAAUAAACAUUUCUAAUAUAAUACAGCAAAUUGUUAAAGGACCAUUUUUGAUGUUUUUUUCUGCCCCUCCCCAACCCUGAAAUUGUGGCUUUAUUGUCUCCACACAGUGGUUUGUGACUUAACUUGAGUUCCUUGAGUCCCUACUUCUAAGAGAUUAUUUAAACUUCACUCUUUACCUUCUUAGAAUAUAGAGCACAGUAGGAACUGGACACCCAACUCCUAGAUUUAGGAAUCAGUGGGUUCUUGCCCUUGUAGACAUCAGGACUAGAGGGACGGAAAGACAGAGAACCUGAAGGCAGAACAAGGAAAAACUCACAGAAAGAAAUUGGGAGGAGUGGAAACCUAACAAGAAAUGUUGCCUCAGUGAGUCACAAAGGGCUUUGGAGUUCCUGGUCCAAAAUGUGAUUCUGCGGAGGCCGAGGAUAAACUUGUUCAAGACAGAGCAUGUGUUAUUAGAUGUAGUGUUCACCCAAGCCACUGGCAUGGGGAGUCCUCAAGCAAGGGCUCCUCUAAUCAGACAAGGAAUUGUUUCCUUCUCUUUUACUCCAGAUGACACGUAAAGGUACAAAAGAAAACCAGUCUCUGCACACCACCUAACAAAGGGUGCAUCUGAACCAAGCAGAGCCUCCUGGCCACAGGGAAGGAGCAGAAAGUUUGGUGAAACUGGUGCUCAAGGUAGAAAUUCCCUGCGGUUGCUGCUGCAACUUAUACUAAACAUCCCAAGCGAAGUGAAGGGAGAAAACAGAAAUAUUGAGCCAGAAGGUCUACUUGCUUAUGCAUUGCUUUAGAAGAUAAUCUGUAAUGGCAUAUUAAUAAGUGAAGUUAAUGUUACAUUUAAAUAAUAACCUAUAUUUGUUACAAAAUGUAGUUUCAUGGAUGGUAGCCAUUAUAAUUAUGUUAUUGUCAUUACUCAUAUUUACAUUUGAAUCACUCUUACCUGACUUCUUUGGUCAGGAAAUCAAAAAAGUUAAAGGAAGGAAUUGUAAGAAUUGUUUUAACAUUAGUUUAAACAUUUUCUUUCCUAUUAGAAGACAUAAACAUACGUUUAUCAACUAAUCUUUUGGUGUGGGGACAAUGUCUUUUUAAUAUUCCUUCCUACUGGUUUUAUGCAUAAAGCACAUCUGUAGGUGUU